Daktulosphaira vitifoliae (grape phylloxera) is the source of this 762-nucleotide messenger RNA. It is a transcript of the gene Ubc7, whose product is annotated as ubiquitin-conjugating enzyme E2 G2. Gene Ontology annotation, cellular component: cytosol; endoplasmic reticulum. The transcript is spliced from 5 exons. The record is from RefSeq and is a predicted model, not a curated record. Bases 158 to 667 code for a protein of 169 amino acids. Lineage: Eukaryota; Metazoa; Arthropoda; Insecta; Hemiptera; Phylloxeridae.
CAUAAAAGUUAAGACCCGUCACCAAUUUAAGCUUUAAUUUUAGAUAAUUCAUUUAAAUAAUUUAUCAAUUGAAAAUCGAUGAAUAGCCAACUGGCUAAAGAGUAAACAUUUAAAACGUAUUCACUAGUUUAUAGUUUUUUAAUUAUAAGCGAUAAAAAUGGCUGGAUCUGCUUUAAGACGUCUUAUGGCUGAAUAUAAACAGUUAACAUUAAAUCCACCGGAAGGUAUAAUUGCUGGACCAAUAAGUGAAGAGAACUAUUUUGAAUGGGAAGCUCUUAUUACUGGACCCGAAGGCACAUGUUUUGAAGGCGGUGUUUUUCCAGCAAAACUAGUUUUUCCAUCUGACUAUCCAUUAAGUCCCCCAAAGAUGACAUUCACUUGUGAAAUGUUUCAUCCUAACAUUUACUCUGAUGGGCGAGUAUGUAUUUCAAUACUCCAUGCACCUGGAGAUGAUCCCAUGGGUUAUGAGUCAAGUUCUGAAAGAUGGAGUCCAGUUCAAAGUGUUGAAAAAAUUCUUCUGUCUGUUAUAAGCAUGCUAGCGGAACCAAAUGAUGAAAGUGGUGCAAAUGUUGAUGCAGCUAAAAUGUGGCGUGAAAAUCGAGAGGAAUUCAACAAGAUUGCUGAAAAAUUGGUUAGAAAAACUUUGGGAAUUCCAACUAAUUCAUAAGUUUAAUUAUAAGCAAUAUGUAAUCAUUAUUAUAUUGUAUAUGUAUAUAUGUAUAAGUUUUAUUUAUAAAAUAAUAAACUUUGUGUCUUAUGUUA